Molecule: messenger RNA, 1333 nt
Organism: Aspergillus pseudonomiae
Lineage: Eukaryota; Fungi; Ascomycota; Eurotiomycetes; Eurotiales; Aspergillaceae
Exons: 6
Coding region: 1-1101 (366 amino acids)
Biological process (GO): fatty acid beta-oxidation using acyl-CoA oxidase; lipid homeostasis
Cellular component (GO): peroxisome
Molecular function (GO): acyl-CoA oxidase activity; FAD binding; fatty acid binding
Source: RefSeq, a predicted model, not a curated record
AUGUCUUCACCAACUCUGAAGCUACUCAAGUCAGAUCUGUUCAAAUCAAUCCCUGAGCAUCUGACGAACGAUGAAAGAAUAGAACUCAGCUAUCACCGCGCUUACGCGGUUGCCAAGGCAUAUGGUGAGUUUAUGCUCACAGAGGUUGGACAUGGGUUGAAUGCUCGGAACCUAGAGACAACAGCGACCUUGCUUCCAAGUGGCGAUUUCGAUAUGCAUACGCCCAACUCAAAUGCAGCAAAGCCAUUCGUCGUCUGGCUUAAUGAUGUCUUUGUGGCUGGUAAGUACAGUCUUCGCCGACGGAUAAUGAGACAAAAUAGUAAACCUGUUCCCAUCAUCUCAUUCCGCACCCAACAACUCCCUAUACUGCAUGCAUUGGCACAGAUCGCGGUCUUCGACCCAUUCGCACAAGACAGCAUCCAACAAUUCAAAAGGUCGAACAGUACGCCAGUCAUCCAGCAAGUUAUCAGCGCCACAUUCAAGGCAGUGCUAUGCCAGGCCUCCCAGCCCAUGUUCCAUGCCUUAUCCGAGCGUUGCGAAACGCGUUUCGUUUCGAUCGCGGAGAGGGAUAUCUUAGCAUUGAGUAUCAAAAUCAGCACCGAACUCCUCCUCAACCGAUACCAACCCCCGUACCCGACGAACCCAACAUGUCUCCUUGCCCAGCACGAGAAGGGUCUCUUCGAUGAGUCCCGCUCAAUACUGAAUGGCCUACAAGGAGGCCACCAUCACGCCGAAUUCAACUCGCUAAUCCUACCAAGAUGUCCAGCCCUCAUAGAGGCCAUCGGACAUCGAAGAGCCUAUGAAGCUGCCGCGAAGGCAGGCAUUGAUUCGGAUUUACUAGCCCUGUAUGAGAUUCAUGCUGUGUUGCUAGAUCCAAGCUGGUAUGUCCAACAUACCGAUAUCACUCGCGAAUCUAUCUUUCAGAAGGAGGCCCGUUUGCCGGAUACUCUGUUGCCUCGGUUAGAUACGUUACUGGAUGCCACUGGUGCUGGACCAUACUGUACGGCACCUAUUCUAUCGCAGGCUUCGUGGGAUGCUUUUGUUGAUGGGUUGGAGACGCUCGGAACAGUAAACAUGACUAAGGAUAAGGCUAGGCUUUGAUUGUAAAUGGAUUGUCUGGGGCGCUUUGUCGCCAUUGGUUGGUAUGGAGUUAGAUCAAGUUCGUGGCGGCGAGGGUCUUCAUUGCUUGAAUGCUCUUUUCAUUGCUCUCUUUACAGCCCAUUGUUGUUGACUUCAGUGAUGGCGAGAUGUUUCAGCUAGGUCAUCGUGGGAGUAGGUGCCAGGCAGUGGUAGACAUUGAACGUUUUCACUUUUAUUCAUACGUGAACGCCCC